Eimeria mitis is the source of this 723-nucleotide messenger RNA. RefSeq lists its product as uncharacterized. The coding region runs from base 1 to 723 and encodes 240 amino acids. NCBI's taxonomy places the organism in Eukaryota, Apicomplexa, Conoidasida, Eucoccidiorida, Eimeriidae. The transcript is spliced from 5 exons. The record is from RefSeq and is a predicted model, not a curated record.
AUGGAGUCUGCAGGAGUACUUCAGGAUGCGUCUGCCCUGAGGUAUACAGCCCUGUAUGCGACACUCAAGGGCGAACACACUCGAGCGCCUGUUGUGUCUGCAUGCGCGAGUACAAGCCUGUUUGUGAUACUCAUGGCAACACUCACCCCAGCAGAUGCGCUCUUAAUUGCGCCGGUGCACAGUUCGCCUACGUUGGCGCCUGCAGAUAGACACUGCAAACAAUCGUCUUCUUGCGGCGGGCGCUUCCACGGGUUGAAGUGUGCAGGUCCCGUAGACUGGAUGCAGCAGUGGCUCUCCCCGAAGAACUGUUCUGCUGCCCUAGUUGCGUCUGUCAUUUUAGAGAGAAUGUGUAUGGCUUUGGAGUGUCUGGAGCUGGAACGACUGUUAGUGAACCUUAUCGUGUCUCGCGUCCCUUUUUGGUGGAAUGACAUUCAUACCCAGGUUAUCAGACGCCUGAAGCAGCGCCUCGUAGACUGCACCAGCCUACAAGUACCGGAGUACAGCAAAGCACAUCAAUUAUACACAGAUGCUUCCGGACACACGACUGGCGACGUGUUAGAACAAGAGCUUGGUUACGUCAUGUCGCCCGUGCAGUAUAAAUAUUCAGCUUACGAUCAGGAGCUGUUGGCGCUCGUCAUGCCCUUCGAAAAGCGAAAAUACAUAUUGGAGGCAACUGAUGAUAUGGAUCAUCAAGCCUUAGCACAACAACUCAACUCGUCUUAA